GGGGCGAGAGACAGGGGCGCAAGCCCAGCCUCGCAGUCCAGGAGCCCUUCCCGGCUGGGGUGGAGAGGAAGAAGAGAGGGCUUGCAGCAUCCGCCGCCUGCUCGCCAGCGUUGUUCUUAUUCAUCGCCUCUCCCGUUGCGCCCCAUGCCUGUUCUGUCAGUUUCGUUUUAGGAACUGAAUUGAAGGGGCUGAAGAAAAAUGGGGCGAGCCGUGCCUCAGACUCUCCUGCUUUUGGUGGCGGGUCUUUUGGGGGAGUCUUUGGGAGGAUUUCCAAACACCAUCAGCAUAGGUGGACUUUUCAUGAGAAAUACUGUUCAGGAACACAGUGCAUUUCGAUUUGCUGUGCAGUUAUACAACACAAACCAAAAUAUCACAGAAAAGCCCUUCCAUUUGAACUAUCAUGUAGACCAUUUGGACUCCUCCAACAGUUUUUCGGUGACUAAUGCUUUUUGUUCACAGUUUUCUAGAGGAGUUUAUGCCAUCUUUGGAUUCUAUGACCAGAUGUCCAUGAACACACUGACAUCAUUUUGUGGAGCUCUGCACACUUCCUUUGUCACACCCAGCUUCCCAGCAGAUGCAGAUGUGCAGUUUGUCAUUCAGAUGCGGCCAGCGUUAAAAGGAGCCAUCCUGAGUCUUCUGACUCAUUACAAAUGGGAAAAGUUUGUAUACCUCUACGAUACAGAAAGAGGAUUUUCCAUUCUUCAGGCAAUUAUGGAAGCAGCGGUACAAAACAACUGGCAAGUCACGGCCAGGUCUGUGGGAAGUAUAAAGGACGUUCAGGAAUUUAGGAGAAUUAUAGAGGAAAUGGACAGACGACAGGAAAAAAGAUACUUAAUCGACUGUGAAGUAGAGAGAAUAAACACAAUUUUGGAACAGGUUGUAAUCCUUGGUAAACAUUCCAGAGGUUAUCACUACAUGCUAGCUAACCUGGGUUUUACAGAUAUUAUGCUGGAGAGAGUAAUGCAUGGAGGCGCCAAUGUUACUGGAUUUCAGAUUGUUAACAAUGAAAACCCAAUGGUUCAACAGUUUCUACAACGCUGGAUUAGACUGGAUGAAAGGGAAUUCCCUGAAGCCAAGAACUCUCCAUUAAAGUAUACUUCUGCCCUGACCCAUGAUGCAAUACUAGUCAUAGCAGAGGCUUUCCGCUACCUCCGAAGACAGCGUGUUGAUGUUUCCAGGAGAGGUAGUGCUGGAGACUGCCUAGCAAACCCUGCAGUGCCCUGGAGCCAAGGAAUCGAUAUAGAAAGAGCACUGAAAAUGGUACAAGUCCAAGGAAUGACUGGAAAUAUCCAGUUUGACACCUAUGGACGCAGAACAAAUUACACAAUUGAUGUGUAUGAAACGAAAGCUACUGGAUCACGGAAGGCUGGUUACUGGAAUGAAUAUGAAAGAUUUGUGCCAGCAUUAGACCAGCAAGUGUCUAAUGACACUUCAUCUGUGGAGAAUAGAACAAUAGUAGUCACUACCAUCCUGGAAUCGCCCUAUGUAAUGUAUAAGAAAAACCAUGAACAACUAGAAGGGAAUGAGAGAUAUGAAGGAUAUUGUGUAGACUUAGCUUAUGAAAUAGCAAAACAUGUUGGAAUAAAAUACAAACUGUCAAUUGUUGGAGAUGGGAAAUACGGAGCUAGGGACCCUGAGUCUAAGAUAUGGAAUGGCAUGGUGGGUGAACUAGUCUAUGGGAGAGCAGACAUAGCUGUUGCUCCACUCACCAUAACCUUGGUACGAGAAGAAGUCAUAGACUUUUCAAAACCUUUUAUGAGUCUGGGCAUCUCCAUCAUGAUCAAGAAGCCUCAGAAAUCUAAACCUGGCGUAUUUUCCUUUCUGGAUCCUUUGGCUUAUGAAAUUUGGAUGUGUAUAGUCUUUGCUUACAUUGGAGUCAGCGUAGUUCUUUUCCUAGUCAGCAGAUUCAGUCCUUAUGAAUGGCAUUUGGAAGACAACAAUGAAGAACCGCGUGACCCCCAGAACCCUCCCGACCCUCCAAAUGAGUUUGGAAUAUUUAACAGCCUUUGGUUUUCCCUGGGUGCCUUUAUGCAGCAAGGAUGCGAUAUUUCUCCAAGAUCUCUCUCAGGACGAAUUGUCGGAGGAGUCUGGUGGUUCUUCACACUCAUCAUCAUCUCUUCUUACACUGCCAACCUUGCUGCCUUCCUUACUGUGGAAAGGAUGGUCUCUCCCAUAGAAAGUGCAGAGGAUCUGGCGAAGCAAACUGAAAUAGCCUAUGGAACCUUGGAUUCAGGCUCAACCAAAGAAUUUUUUAGAAGGUCGAAAAUAGCGGUCUAUGAGAAAAUGUGGUCGUAUAUGAAGUCAGCAGAGCCAUCUGUAUUUACCAAAACAACAGCUGACGGGGUCGCUAGAGUGCGGAAGUCAAAGGGAAAGUUUGCCUUCCUCCUUGAAUCGACCAUGAACGAGUAUAUCGAGCAGCGAAAGCCAUGUGACACAAUGAAAGUUGGUGGGAACCUGGAUUCCAAAGGCUAUGGUGUAGCAACUCCAAAAGGCUCAGCAUUAAGGAGGAAAUAUUUGGGGAAAGAUAGAAGCUAUCGCAACAAGGAACAGAUGCAAGGUGUAUCAUGGAAUGAGAUAUGCAUGUGUCAUUGACUUAUGGUGCAAUAUGAUGGAGCUUACUCACUCAUGACAGCUUUUUCUACCAGCUAAGCUAAUGGAAAAGCUCUGUUAGCUUACCGGGUAGAGGCCCAAGCCUUGGGGAAUAGGUGUCCUGAGUCUGUAAUCAGAUACUUCCUGCUGGUAUUUUAGUUUCUGUGUGUGUGAACUGUAUAUAGGCUUGAAUCAUUACAGAUUGAUGGUGCCGUGGUCUUAGACUGAGCUCCUCUGACUUCCUGAUAUUCUGUUGUGCUCAAGAUAUGGGGUGAGUAUGUGACCCAUUUGCUUGUGUCUGUGUGUGCUGUUCCCCAUUACUGGACUACAAAGAACCUAGUCACAUAGAAAAAUUGGUUCCGUAGAUGCUUGUCUUCCUCCCCUUAGUUUGUCACGUGUACUUUAAGGUCAGAUGGUUCCGAGUUUUAAUCAUCCCUCCUCUGGAUACUGUAUGUUCAUUGCCAUCAGACAAUUACAUUCUAAGACUAAAGGAACCCCAAUGACAAAUAAAUCCUAUGAUGUUAAGGAUUUUAAGUCUCACAACUGAAAAGAAACAUGGAGAUUUUCCUGCUAUUAGAUUCCACUAAACAAAUUGGUAUUAUAAGGUUUAUCAUUGUUACGUCCAAAAAUAGAUGUUCCCCUUUUAUUUUAAAACUGAAAAGAUUGUAUUUCUAUUGUGAAAUAAUUAUAGGGAGCCAGAUCCUAGCUGGUAUAAAUCGCCAUACUGCCACUGAAGUCAGUUAACACCAGCUACAAUAAUUAACAUCAGCUAAAGAUCUGGUCCACAAAGUCUCAGAGGCUGCCAGUAUUUCACUGGGAAUGGUACUUAUCAAAUUCCAGCAGACACAAUUUAUUCCAUCAGACUAAAAGGAGGUUUUGGCAUAUCCAUCUGUGGUUUCUGUACGAUAGUGUGCAUAUGCUUAUUUAAACACUGCUGACAUGCUGGUAUGCAUAUCAUAAUUCAUUCGCUUAUCUUUCUUAAAUGCAAAACAAUUAAUUGAACCCAUAGAGAUUCUUGGCAAAAUUGUACAGUAUAUUGUAUCCAGAUACCCUUAUUUGAGUGAGCUGACUUCUUAAUUGUUUGAGAAUCUGUAAUAGUACUUAGAAAAGCAUAUGCCAGGAAAUUUGUUACUGAAUACUGUCAGUUUUAGGCCCAGUUAUUUUAUUAUACAAGCAUGUCCCCUCAAACCUGAGCAAUUACUGAGCAGGGAUUUAACCAGAAAUAUGCAAGACAUUAUACAAAUAAAGAUAGCAGGAUGAGUGGAUAAGUUAUAUUAAUUAGUUGUAUGAGAAAAAAUUUCUGUUAAGAUAUAUUUCUGUAAUUCUAUAGUUGAUUCGUUUCUGGUCUUCCCUUAUCUUGAUGGUAGCAUUUAAUGACCGCUAACUUAAAAGUAAAUUGUGUGUGUGUGUUUAGUCUUGAAGUCAAUUCCACGUAUAUAGAUUCCUUGCUAAUUAUUUGACUGAAUUUCUGUAUCAACAAUGGUGUUUUUCAAAAAAAGACAUUGAAGUAAUGCAAGAUGCUCCGGUAUUUAAUUUCCCAGCCUUUUUGUUAAUCAUAAAAUUAAAUUUGUAGGGUUCAAGCCCAAGGGGUUUCCAUUUUAUACAAGUUUACAGUUCAGUUCAAUGGCUCUCAGCACCUCCACUAUAAAAAUUGUUCCAGCACUCCUAAGCUAAAUUCUGUCCUUGGAUCCGUGCAGCACAUAUUGUCUUCAGCGAGACAUAUUCAUGCACAUCUGAGAGCAGAAUUUGGCCUUAAGCAGAAUGAAUUUGUUCCCCCGGUUUCUCUGUAUCAGUUUGCU
Messenger RNA from Caretta caretta (loggerhead turtle), 4388 nucleotides. RefSeq names its product glutamate ionotropic receptor AMPA type subunit 3 (gene GRIA3). NCBI's taxonomy places the organism in Eukaryota, Metazoa, Chordata, Testudines, Cheloniidae. The record is from RefSeq and is a predicted model, not a curated record. Gene Ontology annotation, cellular component: membrane. Gene Ontology annotation, biological process: monoatomic ion transport. Gene Ontology annotation, molecular function: signaling receptor activity; ligand-gated monoatomic ion channel activity.